Rhodamnia argentea is the source of this 1182-nucleotide messenger RNA. RefSeq lists its product as uncharacterized. The transcript has a single exon. Lineage: Eukaryota; Viridiplantae; Streptophyta; Magnoliopsida; Myrtales; Myrtaceae. Bases 1 to 1182 code for a protein of 393 amino acids. The record is from RefSeq and is a predicted model, not a curated record.
AUGGAACAAACUGGUGUUCCUACUGCCUCAUUCUCAACAAUCACAGCUCCAAUCUUCGAUGGAGACAACUACCAAGCAUGGGCAGUGAAGAUGCAAGCUUUCAUGGAGGGUGCGGAUCUAUGGGAAGUCGUGGAAGAGGACUACGAAGUUAUUGAUCUACCCAACAAUCCAACUAUCAAUCAAAUCGGGUACCAUAAAGAGAGAGUAACCAGAAAAGCAAAGGCAAAAUCUUGCUUGUUUUCUGCCGUCUCCUCGACCAUAUUUACUAGAAUCAUGAAAAAGGAUUCAGCACAUGAUAUAUGGAAUUAUUUGAAGGAAGAGUAUGAAGGGGAUGAGAGAGUGAAAGGGAUGAAGGUGCUGAACUUGUUAAGGGAGUUUGAGAGGCAACAAAUGAAGGAGAAUGAGUCUGUGAAAGAGUUUGUUGAUAGGCUAGUUGAUAUAGCCAAUAAGAUAAGGGUCCUAGGGACGGAUAUAGAUGAUAAAAGGCUGGUUCAAAAGAUUUUGGUUGCAAGCUCUGAAAGGUUUGAAGUAACCAUUGCUUCUCUUGAGAACACUAAGGACAUUUCGGACAUUAAACUUGCUGAAGUCCUAAGUGCUCUACUGGCUCGGGAGCAAAGAAGGCUUAUGAGGAAGAAUGAGCCUAUCGAAAGUGCUCUGCAAGCCAAGCUGAAACCGCAUACCGCAGAAAAGGGAAGAGGAUGGAACCAAAAUAGAAGACAUGUUGAGGCCGGUCAUAGUCAUAGCCAGGGAGGUUCAAGUAGAGGUGGACACGAUAGGAAGUGGAAUGCGGUUCCAUGCAAGCAUUACGGAAAGAGAAACCACCCUCAUUUCAAGUGUUGGAAGAGACCAGAUGUGAAGUGCGGGAGGUGUCACAAAAUGGGCCAUGUUGAGGCCAUUUGCGGGGAAAAGCAUCAACAACAACAGGCUGAAGGUCAAACCGCAGUAGCCGGUGAAGUGGAGCACCCGUUUGUUGCCUCCUGCUUCAUCUCAAAUGCAUCUAGAGAUGGAUGGCUCGUGGACAGUGGAUGCACCAACCAUAUGACAGGUAAUGAAGGAUUAUUUAGCAAUUUAGACAAAUCUGUGAAGUCUAAAGUCGGGAUUGGUAAUGGAGAAUGCAUAGAAGUAGAAGGCAAAGGUGAUGUAGUGCUUGAAGGUCCUGGUGGUGUUAAGCUUAUCACAUAG